AGGCAGAGACCGGCGGAGGAUGCUGCUCACACCGGCUCAGAGGGGCUGUCUCUGCGGGACCAAGCGGCAGCCAGCGGCGGAAUAACAUGCAGCGGAGCGGCCCGGGUGUCUGGUCGGCCUCGCUGAGCUCGGCUGCUGCGCCUCUUGUCUGCCUUUUCGCGGCUGCUCGUCCCUCCGUCGCGGCGUGAUUGUUUCCAGGUCAGAAUCUGUGUUUCCUGUGCGGCUUGUUUGUACUGAAAAUGGCCGGAGAUGGCGGCGCUCUGAAGGAUAUCAAUGAGAUUAAAUCCCAGUUCCGGACCAGAGAGGGCUCCUACAAGCUGCUCACCCUCUCCGACUCCCAGCAGCGGGGCGGGCUGCCGCGGGGUCCGUCCACCGGAGCCACGCUGGGCCCCGGGGUCGGCCCCGGUCCGAUACCCGGCGGAGGGGUCGGGCUGCUGCCGGGGCCCGGGGCCGCCGCCGCCGCAUCUUCCUCCUCCAAUGCCGCGGCCAACUCGUCCCCGGCAGGCUUCCUGCCUCCGGUCCGGGUGUCCAUGGUGAAGCUGCAGCCCGAAGACCCGAGCGAGGAGUCGGAGCGGGUGUGCUUCAACAUCGGCCGGGAGCUCUACUUCUACACCUACACCAACAUCAAGAAGGCCGUGGACCUCAGCAAGCCGAUAGACAAGAGAAUUUACAAGGGAACCCAGCCGACGUGUCACGACUUCAACCAGUACUCGGCCACGGCGGAGAGUGUAGCGCUCAUCGUGGGUUUCUCGGCCGGACAGGUCCAGUAUCUCGACCCCAUCAAGAAGGAAACCAGUAAACUCUUCAACGAGGAGAGGUUGAUAGACAAAUCCAAGGUAACGUGUCUAAAAUGGCUUCCUAAGUCGGAGAACUUGUUUCUGGCCUCCCACGCCAGCGGUCACCUCUACCUCUACAAUGUGGACCACCCAUGUGGCACUACAGCACCACAGUACUCUCUGCUGCGGCAGGGCGAAGGCUUCGCAGUCUACGCCUGCAAAACCAAGACGCCACGCAACCCAUUGUUGCGGUGGGCCGUCGGCGAGGGAGGCCUCAACGAAUUUGCCUUCUCACCAGAUGGUGUUCACGUGGCCUGCGUCGGUCAGGACGGCUGCCUGCGCGUCUUCCACUUCGACUCAAUGGAGCUGCAGGGCGUCAUGAAGAGCUACUUUGGCGGGCUUCUGUGUGUGUCGUGGAGUCCUGAUGGUAAAUAUCUGGCCACCGGAGGGGAGGAUGAUCUGGUUACUGUGUGGUCGUUUGCAGAGAGCCGGGUGGUAGCGAGGGGUCACGGCCACAAGUCCUGGGUCAAUGUCGUAGCGUUUGAUCCCUUCACGACUUCAUUGGAAGACGACGAGCCUAUGGAGCUCAGCGGCAGCGAGGAAGACCUCCACCAGGGGACGCCAAAUAACUCCAUGCACUUUGGCCGGGUUCGAACGAGCAGCACGUUAUCGCGUCUUUCUCGGCACAGCUCUAAAGGCGGCUCGGCAUCGGUCACAUACCGGUUUGGCUCAGUGGGGCAGGACACCCAGUUCUGUUUGUGGGACCUGACAGAUGACGUGUUGUACCCUCGCCUGCCGCUGUCUCGCGCCUUUACUAACACUUUUGGACCCUCGCUGUCCAACUCUGGCAGUGGGGGAGUCAACAGCACCUCAGGUGGGGGAGGAAGCGGCAGUGUGGAGGGACACCAUCACCCACCCAACACUAACACCGGCACGCCCAACCCGCCAACCCUUCCUUUACCGCUUCCUCGCUCGCUGUCGCGCUCCAACUCCCUGCCCCACCCCGCGGUGGCCAACGCCUCCAAGGGCCAGGGCGCCUCUGAGGGUAGCGGGGGAGGCGGAGGAGGGGGAGGCAGCAGCAGCGGAGGAAACAGCACCCCCUUCAGCAUCGGCCGCUUCGCCACGCUGUCCCUGCAGGAGCGCAAGUCAGACAAGUCCAGUGGCAGCGGUGGGGUGGAAAAGGAGCACAAGCGCUACCACAGUCUGGGCAACAUCAGCAAGAGCAACGACAAGAUCAACGUGGCGCCACGGAGCAACCGGCUGGACGCCGCCAAGGUCCUGGGAACUACGCUGUGCCCUCGAAUGCACGAGGUGCCGCUGCUGGAGCCGCUGGUUUGCAAGAAGAUUGCACAUGAGAGGCUGACGGUCCUGGUGUUCAUGGACGACUGCAUCAUCACAGCCUGCCAGGAAGGCCUCAUCUGUACCUGGGCUCGGCCGGGGAAGGCGAACUUGACAGCACAGAACGGAAACUCUCCAAGCGGCACGGUGGUAUAGCUGGAGGAGAAGAUUUGCACUCAUCCCUCCCUCCAUCUCCUCCCUUGUUCGUCGUCGUCUUCUUCUCUCCACAUCGACCCUGGGAAAUGUCAGAUCUGGGGCCAACACCCAGAGACUGAACCUCCCCACCACUGCAGUAUUUUACCCUCAGUAUAACUCUCUGUACUCGCCAUGAACCAGAAGGUGGGAAACUCCUCCUGAAUCCUGAAAAACUCAACAGAUUCAUGAAGUCUUUAAACAGAUUCAUAGUUUGGGAACAAAAGCAAAUGGAUAUCAGCUUAAAUCCAGGCUAAGUUAGCUUGUGAGGCUAACUUCUGGUAGUUGGACGAUAAGAACUUCUUGGCCAAAUGUUUGUGGACACCUCUUUGAUUUAGGGAUGUUUUCCUAAUCGUACAGCUUGCAGGGAUAUUUUAGCAAAAGUUUGCAUCUUGUUAACACCCCCAAGUGCAAUUUAGAUCCACAAACAAGUGGUUCUUCCAAUUUAAUGAGCAAAGAACCUUGACUGGAACCCCAACCAACACUUUUUGGAUCAACUGGAGCUGCAACAUCAGUGUCGGAGCUCAACAAAGUCAAAAAUCUGAUUCGGCUAAAAUCAUAGCUACUAUCGAUUGGUUGCCAGGUAAAGAAAGUCAUAAGCUAAAUGGGCCACAGUUCUUUUUUUUUUUUUUUUUUUUUUUAGCCUAAUUCAACUCUAAAUCAUCAUUAGAAUCUAGUAUUUGCAGCAUAUUUAAGAAGUUUUAGACAGUUUCUCUAAGGGUUUGCCACCAAAACUACAGGUUAAGUCAGUGUUUUUAUGUUUUCAUUGUAUAAAUCUGUGAUACCAACUGACCAGAAUUACUAAAAGAAGCAAAACAUGCCUCGUGAUGCAUGUUUUAGUAACCAUAUUAAUUGAGAGAGAAGUUAGCUGCUGUUUGUAGACGAUCAAACAUUGAGCUUAGAUACACAAACUGCUGUUUACACUCGACUUUUUGGCACAAAAUGCAGCCAGGAUGAAUGCUUCUUUGACCUGUUGUCAGAGUAAACAUUCAGUUAAAGGUUAAAUAAGGUAGAAUCUGCAGGUUAGAAGAGUUCAAAGUUGUGAAAACAUGGGGGUGUUUACAGGUAGUUUGAUCCUCCUGCUGCCAAAAUGGUGGAUUAAUCCUGGAAGACUGCUGAUGUAGAGCUUUUCUCCUCUUAGAAGACACUUUGGAAAUCGUCGGAUCAAUUAAAUUUUGAGCCAGUCGAUCAACAAAUGAAUCAGACAACCGUAAUGUUCAGGUGUCUGUAUACUUUUGGACAAAUAAAGGACGUAGAACACCAACUUUGGUGGCAACAGGAGGAAAUAAUUUAAGACUUGUUCUUGUUAGCUAAGGUUUAGCUGAUGCUUAAUUCUCUAUUUCACCAGUUUCAGAUUAGUAGCUAACGGUUAGUUUUCCAGUCAAAGUUGAAUAAAAUAAACGGACACCUGCCAAAAACCAGACAUGAGAGCUGCUAAACGUCCAGAUGAUCUACUUCAGACGAGGUUUUCAGGAGCAGUUUCCCGCCUCGACGCCACCGUGGGAAUAAACCUUUCAUUCCCAGCUUCAGCCCUUCGUGUUUCUCGGCAGAACAAACUGCAUCGGCGUCGUUCCUCCUCCACGUCUGUAACCGAAUGAAGCAUCCAGGAGCGAACGUCCGGCCAGGCUCCGUCUGCUCCUCCAUCCUCCCCCCUUCGUGCCAGAGACACUGCGAAAGCCACGGCCAUGUAUUUAAGUUAUUUAUUUUAUCACAAGACUGUGUAGUAAUUUAUACUGUACAUAAUGAAAAUACUCUAUAAAUACAAAAAAACGUAAGAUAAAGACUUGAGAGCAGCGACCGAGCGAAGACGAAGCGGGAAAAAGACGAAGAAUAUUAAUAUAUGAAGAUCCUUCUAUUGUACAUAGCAACAGUUAUAACCCGAAUGUCUGCUGUUUUAGGGAGCUUGAAGAUGUCAACGUGUUUUUAUUUUGUGUGAUAGAGUUUCUCCGGUUCGUCCCCCCGAGAGCAAAAAUCUUUGGAGUCGAGCACAGACAGCCGUUGGUUCUGGAAAACGCCAACAAACAAACAAACACUGUCGCACAUUCCCAAGGUAAACAAACAAACACCAUCUACUGUCUUCAUUCCUGUCGCACCUCAAUCGCCUCCUGCAGGAGCUUUGCACAUAAAAUAAACCCACAGUCCAUCCUGAGCUGCA
This is a messenger RNA of Amphiprion ocellaris (clown anemonefish), 4461 nucleotides long. Its product is annotated as WD repeat-containing protein 20. Lineage: Eukaryota; Metazoa; Chordata; Actinopteri; Pomacentridae. The record is from RefSeq and is a predicted model, not a curated record. Gene Ontology annotation, molecular function: protein binding. The transcript is spliced from 4 exons. The coding region runs from base 240 to 2270 and encodes 676 amino acids.